Molecule: messenger RNA, 744 nt
Organism: Ordospora colligata OC4
Lineage: Eukaryota; Fungi; Microsporidia; Ordosporidae
Product: Psp1-like protein
Exons: 1
Coding region: 1-744 (247 amino acids)
Cellular component (GO): cytoplasm
Source: RefSeq, a predicted model, not a curated record
AUGUCCUUCUGCGAGAACUGGGCCUCGCCAUUUUUGAACAGUUUAUGGUCUGAAAGCACAGAGACAUGGCAUGAGAGUCAGGAGGAUUGGAGAAUAGUUGGGACGAAUCCGUUCAAGCGCAGAUCUGAGAAUGCAUGCAAGAUAGAGCGGAAGCUAGUUGAGUUUCCAAUGAAGCAGAUAUUUGAUAGCAUAGAGACGUCAUUUAAGUUUAUGUCGAUAGCGGCAGAGAGCCACUACUACAUCAUACAGUUUGAGAGCAAGCGCCUUGAUGUUGCGUUUGUUGAUGUGAAUCUUGGGAUCAGAAAGAAUUCUUACGUGAUAUUGGAAGCGGAUAGGGGAGAAGAUUGUGGAAUGGUAGUUGGGGUGACUACGAAGGAGAAGCUUGAAAGGUUAUUCAAGAAGUACGAGGACAUUUCGAAUGAGGUGCAACCAAAGAGGAUAUACAGGUUGGCAACGUUACUUGAUCUUGAGGCAUUGGAAAGGAAGAGAAGCAUGCAAACCAGAGCGCUGGAAUUCUGUAGAGAAAGGGCAUUUAUGAGUGGGCUGGACAUGGAGGUAGUUGGAUGCGAGUAUCAAUGGGAUCUGAACAAGAUAACGUUUUAUUUUGCAAGUGAUGAAAGGGUGGAUUUCAGGGAUCUUGUCAAGGAGCUGUAUAGAGUGUACAAAACCAGGAUAUGGAUGUGCGCUAUAGAAAAAUCCAAAAACAGGCAUUUGAACGAGCUUAUAGAGUCUCAUGUGUUCUGA